AUUCACAACACAUAUCUAGACAUACUGUAUAUAUAUAACCAGACUAAUAAACUAACAUUCAAACUGGCCUAGACAUCCCUACAAUGGGUUCAAAAAAUCAUCGGAUACAUCAAGUAAGGAAUGUAUUUAUAGUUAUAGCCUCUGUGAUUUUAUUAAGUGCAAACAAUGUUGAUGGGAAAAAAGAUAUUGCUCCAAAAUCGCAAGGUGCUGAAUAUGCUGCAAUCAAUUGCAGAGCUCAUAGUGCUAGUUUAACAGAAUUCGGAGGAGUAGGUGAUGGAAAAACAUUAAACACCAAGGCUUUUCAGGACGCUAUUAAACAUCUGAGUCAAUUUGAAUCACAAGGCGGAUCAGAACUCAUUGUACCUCCUGGAAAAUGGUUAACUUCAUCGUUUAAUCUCACGAGCCAUUUCACUCUUUUCCUCCACAAGGAUGCUGUCCUUCUUGCCUCCGAGGUUGAGACCGACUGGGAAGUAAUAGCACCCUUGCCCUCAUACGGCGUAGGAAGGGAUACGACUGAGGGAAGAUAUAUUAGUCUUAUAUUUGGCACGAAUCUAACUGAUGUCGUUAUAACAGGAGAAAAUGGAACCAUUGAUGGUCAAGGUCGGAUCUGGUGGGACAAGUUUAAAAAGAAUGAGAUUAAACACACACGACCUUAUCUGAUAGAAAUUAUGUUCUCGACGGAUAUUCAGAUCUCCAAUAUUACAUUGGUUAACUCUCCUAAUUGGAAUGUUCAUCCGAUAUACAGCAGCAAUAUUAUUAUACAAGGCAUAACAAUUCUGUCAGAUUUACAUUCCAAAAAUACUGAUGGGAUCAAUCCAGACUCUUGUAGUAAUAUACGAAUUGAGGAUUGUUACAUUGAAUCUGGAGACGACUGUGUUGCUGUAAAGAGUGGUUGGGAUCAAUAUGGUAUUGCAUUUGGAAUGCCAACGAAACAGCUGAUAGUGAGGCGGCUCACUUGCAUUUCCCCAACUAGUGCAAUGAUUGCUUUAGGCAGUGAAAUGUCAGGUGGAAUUGAAGAUGUUAGAGUUGAAGACAUCACAGCCAUAAACACGGAAUCUGCUGUCAGGAUCAAAACUGCUCCAGGAAGAGGUGCAUAUGUAAAGGAUAUAUAUGUUCGAGGCAUGACAUUGAAUACCAUGAAUUGGGUAUUUUGGAUUACAGGAAAUUAUGGGCAACACCCUGAUAAUAAGACUGACCUAAAUGCAAUUCCUGUGGUUGAAAAUAUCAACUAUCAAAAUGUGGUUGCUAAGAACGUGUCAAUAGCUGCUAGGCUGGACGGGAUUCCUGGUCAUCAAUUUAAGGGGAUCUGUAUAUCAAAUGUUAGCAUUGAAAUGGCACCUUCAGCUACACCACCUAUAUGGAAUUGUACAGACGAGGUUGCUGGGAUGACGACUUCUGUGACUCCACCGCCUUGUCCUCAGUUGGCAGCUCAGGGGCCUCCUGCCUGUAAAUUUGUAACAGAUAAGCUGCCCAUCGAAAAUGUUAAAUUAAAGAUGUGUCCAGUACCAACUGGAGGAACAGCACCCGGGGCUCAACCACCUACUCCAUCAGCAUCCGCUCCGACAGCUUUUCGAGGUGUAGCAUCAACUCUUCCAGGAGGAAAAGCACCAUCAGCUGCUCCCGAAGCACCAUCAGUUGCUUCCGUAGAAAAUUCACCAUUACCUGCUCCCGGAUUAAAUGCACCACUAGCUGCUCCCGGAUUAAAUGCACCAUUAGGUGCUCCAGCAAACUAAGCUAAACCUUCCUCUAGAUGGGCAAAGCAUUGGUGUUUUUAGUAUAGGAAAAACCAACCUUCACCGAACUAAUUUUAGGAUCUUAGAACUAAAAACUUCAUAUUCAUUGAAUCUUAGAAUUUUAGGAUUCUAAUAAUUUCUUACUAGUAUUUUUUUUUCUGCAAGGACAUUUUAAAUAAGUGUUGGUGUAUUGAAUAAAAUUAUAUAUGCACAACAUCUUAUUUUGAUG
Messenger RNA from Daucus carota subsp. sativus, 1962 nucleotides. Its product is annotated as probable polygalacturonase. Lineage: Eukaryota; Viridiplantae; Streptophyta; Magnoliopsida; Apiales; Apiaceae. The transcript is spliced from 6 exons. The record is from RefSeq and is a predicted model, not a curated record. Bases 84 to 1733 code for a protein of 549 amino acids. Gene Ontology annotation, biological process: carbohydrate metabolic process. Gene Ontology annotation, molecular function: polygalacturonase activity.